GUUCCAGUCAGCGUAGAAGCAGGCGGAUGCACUGAUGGCUCGUAUUUCUCUUGACUUUCACAUUAUGUUGUUGUGUGUCGCGGUUGGUCUCCCUCCACCUGGCCCCUCGCCAUCCCUCUGGACGUCUGUGAGAGCGGACUGACUGAAGGUAAAUGUCCGGAGUGAGAGAGUAGCCCGCCGGAUUGCUGCAGGCGAUGAAGGCGCUUUGAAAAACCUCCAUCGCUGCCCGACUGAGAGUCGACUGGAGCUGUCUGGCUGGCUGCACUACUAUGACUCUGAGCUCCUGAAGAUUUGCUUUAAAAAACAAAAUUGCCGUCCUUCCUGAAGCCCACUUAAUUCCUCGAUGGGUUCCCGCAGCCAAGGGUUCUUCCACCAUCACCACAACCAUCAUCGUAGCUCCAUGGUGCCCACUGUUGUGCCCAGGCUGCUGCCUGAGAAUGGCAGCCUGCUAGGGGGCAUCGCGCAAAUCACCCCCAACCUCUUCCUCAGCAGAGGGAAUGUGGCAUCCAACCGCAGCCUGCUGCUGUCCAAAGGCAUCACCUGUGUGGUCAAUGCCACUAUCGAGCUCCCCAACUUCAACUGGCCACACAUGGAGUAUGUAAAGGUCCCUCUGGCCGAUAUGCCCCACUCCCCCAUCUCCUUGUACUUCGACAGUGUGGCUGAUAAGAUCCACAGCGUGGGACGAAAGCGAGGGGCUGUGCUGGUGCACUGUGCAGCAGGUGUGAGCCGCUCAGCCUCUCUCUGCCUGGCAUACCUCAUGAAGUAUCAUCGUGUGUCUCUGGCUGAGGCCCACGCCUGGGUAAAAGCCCGCCGGCCUGUCAUCAGGCCCAACGGUGGUUUCUGGCGCCAGCUCAUCGAGUACGAGAGAAAGCUGUUUGGUAGAAACUCUGUUAAGAUGGUUCAGACUCCAUACGGGGUCAUACCUGAUGUUUAUGAGAGGGACCGCAGGAGCCUGGCUCCGUACUGGGGCCUGUAAAAUUCGCAGUGAGGAGAUUGAGGAGGAAGUGAGGAUGAGCCCUUUUGCCCCCCUGGACUGCAGCUUCAUGCGUGUUCAGGACCGGCGAAGUGAGACGCGUGUGAGUGUACAUCUGUGUGAGGCUUAUUUUAUGACUACUGGUGUGUUUGGACAGAGGGAGCCUUAACCAAACACUGGUUGUUGAUGCUGUUCGUCCAACCAGUGGCCUCCAUUUAGUCUUUGAGCGGGAGCAAGGCGACUUCAAGCCCAGAAUCCUUUUGGACCAAAGGAUCGAUUGGGACCACGAUGAUGUCAGACACCAAAACAAGAUGAAGUGAUCAGAGCGUGGAUGUCGGUGCCAUCUAUCUCCCAGUCUGUCUUUCCAGUUCCAGUGGAAGAUGGUGAAGAUGUUGGCUGUGCUCGAGACUCUGGAGCUCUGACAGCGAUGUGACUGAAGUCCUUUCCUGACGUGAUGAUGUCAUGUGGUGGUAUUGUGCCAGUUUUGCAGUAAUCUUUGGUGUGAAGGGCAGCAGCAUGCUCUCAAUUUAUGGUAGCAUUUAAGAUAAGUGUACAGAAAAAAAAAAUAUAUAUAUAUAGGCAAAUUAUUUUAUUGGGAUGUGCUGGUAGUGAGGAGAAAAAAUGGCACACUUUAACUGAACAUUUAAAGAUGUUAUUAUAUCUACCUUUUUUAAGGUGAAAAUCUAGAAGAUGCAAGCUAAAAGUCAAGGUUUAGGGAAAGCUCCUGUGUACCACAGGGUUGUUUGUUCCAUCCUGUGACCACACUAUGUUAUUGUAGUGCUAUUUGAUGCUGUAUUUGAAGAAGAAAAAAAAAGCUGCAGCUUCAAGGGAACUGGUAGCUCUAUGAUAGAUGCUUGAAAGAGUAUUUUCUAUCCCACUGUUUUGCCUUGUGUCCAUAGGUUGGAGGGAGAUCAGAGCAGUACAAAAAAGACAUUUUAUUUCUUUAUGUAAACCAACUUAAAAGAGCGAUAUCACACUGGCUGAAGAUUCUUCUGAUGUCAUCUGCUGGUUGAAAUUUUAGCUUGCUGCACUUGCUGUCCACACUCCACAAGUGAUGUUGAGUAGAGUUGGGUUGAUUUCCGGUUUAUCCGGUCUGGUGUACGAACUUAAACCGGUUUGAUUUUAUGCAAAGUGGCUGAACCGCCAUGUGACAUUAUGACAUGCUAUGGCAAAUUAAAAAGUAGCCUACAUCAUCAACCUUUGCUGAUGGCAUCAUGGCACUAAGUCCAACUUGUAUUGCAUUGGUAAUAAGCAAUGUGACAACGGGAUCAACAUAAUAUGUUUUUAAAUGGACUAAAGGAGCCACUACAGUAGUGUCUGACAGGCCGUGAACAAUUUACUGCAGAACCUAGCACUGGCAAUCAAAUUUCAGCAGAGGUGGGAGAGGGGGGUGCAUGUUGUGUUUGUUUUCUAGAAACGUCAUGUGUUUUUGGGGUGAUACGAUGAGACAUAGCAGAGUCUUUCAAGAAAACUGCAUCAGUAUGGCAACAUUUCGGAUUUGAAGCAAGCAAAAGAGGUGUGUAACUGGCUGCGAGCCAUGUGGUGCGCCUUUUUGAGCUGAAAUUGUGUUGUACACCCUGUUUCUAUUUAUUCCUGUAGCACACAUUGAAAACUCAGCGUAGAAGGAGAAUGACUGAUUGAUGAAGUUGAAAUGAGGAAUUAUCUAUAUGAUACCUCCACAUUUCUCUACAUAAACUAAAAUAAUUUGGCAACUGGCUGGAGUGAGAUCGCCAGGGAGCUGAAAGUUUCUGGUAAGGUAUAUAUUAUAACGAAGUGCAUAUUUAAUAGAUUUAGUGUGGACAGAGAGCUCCAGUGUUACACAAUACAACAUGAUAGUCAGAAGUAUGUUAGCUGUUAGUGAACGGUGUCAUUAUGUUCCAUUCCAGAGCGGCUUUUGAGUGCAGUGCGACACCUAGUGGUAAAAUUCAGUAUACCAGUCUGGUCCAGUGUUUGGCUUAAUAUCAAACCGGUUUAAAAAACUUUACACCGGCCCAACGCUGCUGUUCAGCUCUUAAGUCGUAGGGGUGAGAUUAAAAAAAGAUAUCACAGUAAAUACACACAACCAUCAAGUUUGCCACCAAUAUUACCUUAUAAAAGUAGUUUGUUUAUGCAGCAAAAUGCAUCAUGUCUAUCCUUAAUGUCAACACGUAUUAACACGUAUUAUGGUAUUUUUUUUUUUUUUUUUUUUUUUU
Epinephelus fuscoguttatus (brown-marbled grouper) is the source of this 3165-nucleotide messenger RNA. It is a transcript of the gene dusp14, whose product is annotated as dual specificity phosphatase 14. Gene Ontology annotation, cellular component: cytoplasm. Bases 344 to 976 code for a protein of 210 amino acids. Gene Ontology annotation, biological process: protein dephosphorylation. Gene Ontology annotation, molecular function: MAP kinase tyrosine/serine/threonine phosphatase activity. The record is from RefSeq and is a predicted model, not a curated record. Lineage: Eukaryota; Metazoa; Chordata; Actinopteri; Perciformes; Serranidae. The transcript is spliced from 2 exons.